AAUUUAUUUUUUUUCUUUUUCAUUUUAGCACGAGGUUUCGAUUUUCCGCAUAAUGGUUUAUACGUCGAAUAUAAGUUCGAACUUCCAAGCCAAUUUACUCUUAUGGAAAAUGAAAAUGAAAUAAAAUCCACAAAUAUUUGCUAUUCAAAAGAAGUUAUUUCUGUAACAUAUUUCUCACAUAUUUUUUCUGCAUCAAUCAAAAAUACCGAAAAUCCAUUUGAUGCAAAAUUUUUCCUGCCUCGCCUUUUAUUUCGCGUUUGUGCCGAUGGUUAUUGGGGAAAGUUUUACGUCGACGGUUAUGCAGAAUUAUCGCUACCCACUUAUCCUGGGAGACACAAAUUCCUUGUCGAUUGUUGGAGGCCAAUUAAUUCAAAAGAUAGGCAAUCAAAACUUUUCGAUUAUUUCAUCGGCCAAGCCGUCGAUCUCAAAUCCAUUGACUGCUGUGGAAUAAACCAAACUAUCAACUCAGAGAAAUUGAGAAUGUCACGAAUCGGAAUCGAAACGGAAACUUCUGGCCAACUCGAAAUUAUCAUUGAUUGUGCAUUACAAGGAUACGAAUAUUUGUCGAAAGAAAUCCUCCAACAAAUAAAAUAUGGAAAAAUGAUGAACAGAAUCGGGAUUCAUUCAAAUAUCCACUGGCAUAUAUUGAGAGUGCUUUUGGAAUUUGAAGAAGCCAAAAAACUGAAAAUUUUCAUCAUUUAG
Molecule: messenger RNA, 702 nt
Organism: Dracunculus medinensis (Guinea worm)
Lineage: Eukaryota; Metazoa; Nematoda; Chromadorea; Rhabditida; Dracunculidae
Source: the annotation of a GenBank genome assembly